CAAUUUUCUGCCAGUUCUGGCCACCUCUCUUCCUCUGGAACAUGCUGAUUUCAGCAAGUCCAGCUCUGUCCGUUCUCCCUCCCGAGUCUAUUGGUUUCUGAUCAUCUGAUAAUGUUUUGACCACACUCAGGACCCGUCUUUGUCCCUCCUCUUAACAUACUUGCAGCUCAAACUAAAUAUUGCUGCCUGGGGGCCUCCUUCCAGCCUUAAAUUUCAGCUCAUCAUCUUCAGCUGCCUUGGUCAUGGCUCUGCUAUUCUCCUUGAUCCUUGCCAUUUGCACCAGACCUGGAUUCCUAGCGUCUCCAUCUGGAGUGCGGUUGGUGGGGGGCCUCCACCGCUGUGAAGGGCGGGUGGAGGUGAAACAGAAUGGCCAGUGGGGCACCGUGUGUGAUGACGGCUGGGACAUUAAGGAUGUGGCUGUGGUGUGCCGGGAGCUGGGCUGUGGAGCUGCCAACGGAACCCCCAGUGGUAUUUUAUAUGAGCCACCAGCAGAAAACGAGCAAAAGGUCUUCAUCCAAGGGGUCAGUUGCACAGGAACAGAAGAUACACUGGCUCAAUGUGAGCAAGAAGAAGCUUACAAUUGUUUACAUAAUGAAGAUGCUGGGGCAUUGUGUGAGAACCCAGAGAGCCCUUUAUCCCCAGUGCCAGAGAAUGUCAGGCUGGCUGAUGGCCCUGGGCAUUGCAAGGGACGCGUGGAAGUGAAGCACCAGAAGCAGUGGUAUAGUGUGUGCCAGACAGGCUGGAGCCUCCGGGCCGCAAAGGUGGUGUGCCGGCAGCUGGGAUGUGGGAGGGCUGUACUGACUCAAAAACGCUGCAACAAGCCUGCCCAGGGCCAAAGAUCCAUCUGGCUGAGCCAGAUGUCAUGCUCAGGACGAGAAGCAACCCUUCAGGAUUGCCCUUCUGGGCCUUGGGGGAAGAGCACCUGCAUCCAUGAUGAAGACACGUGGGUCGAAUGUGAAGAUCCCUUUGACUUGAGACUAGUAGGAGGAGACAAGCUCUGCUCUGGGCGACUGGAGGUGCUGCACAAGGGCGUAUGGGGCUCUGUCUGUGAUGAUAACUGGGGAGAAAAGGAGGACCAGGUGGUAUGCAAGCAACUGGGCUGUGGGAAGUCCCUCUCUCCGUCCUUCAAAGACCGGAAAAGCUAUGGCCCUGGGGUUGGCCGCAUCUGGCUGGAUAAUGUUCAUUGCUCAGGAGAGGAGCAGUCCCUGGAGCAGUGCCAGCACAGAUUUUGGGGAUAUCACGACUGCACCCACCAGGAAGAUGUGGCUGUCAUCUGCUCAGGAUAACAUCCUGGUGUUCUUGAUGCUUGACCUGGCCCCACUAGCCCUGCCUGCCCUCUGCUUGUUCUCCUGAGCCCUGAUUAUCCUUGUACUCAUUCUGGGGCUCAAGCUUGAGCCACUACUGCCUCAUCCCCUCAGGAGUCUGAAUACUGGGCUUAUGCCUUGUUCUCAGGGACAAGCAGCCCCCAUUGCUGCCUGUAGAUGUGAGCUGUUGAGUUCCCUCUUGCUGGGGAAGAUGAGCUUCCACGUGUCCUGUGCUCACUUCUGACCCCUUGACGUUGGUUCUGGCCUUUCAUGCCUCUUCCCAAGCUGCCUGGAAUCCUCAGACCUGUCACUUUGACCGAAUGUACAGACCAUUACUAAGGCAAGAUCUAUGUCUGCAAACAACAUUAAAGAAAUGAAACAAUGAAAGGAACAUUUGCAGGAAAAUGUGGAUAGACAUUUUCUUGAAACUUGGGGGAAAGCUUAGAAUUCUUUUGAUUGAACUACUUUUUUUUCUCCUCAAGUUUCAGGUGAUCAUAAUAGCAACACCUCACUAUUCUGUUACUUCUUAGUGUAAGUAGACAAUACUUUCAGGAGCAGAGCAGUGUCCUAUAAUCUUAGACCUUUUCAUGACACUUAAAAAACGAUGUUUCAUCCUCUGAUUGCCGCAGUAAAAAUCUUUGUUUUCCAUCCCUGUACAACCUG
Molecule: messenger RNA, 1967 nt
Organism: Chlorocebus sabaeus (green monkey)
Lineage: Eukaryota; Metazoa; Chordata; Mammalia; Primates; Cercopithecidae
Gene: CD5L
Product: CD5 molecule like
Biological process (GO): zymogen activation
Cellular component (GO): plasma membrane
Molecular function (GO): serine-type endopeptidase activity
Source: RefSeq, a predicted model, not a curated record